AUGGCGUUCAUCCCCGAGUCCCAAGAGGUCAACUACGAUGAUUACGGCCUUGAAGCCACACAGCUGUCGCAGCCCGUCAGGGCUUCGCAGCGAAACACGCAACCCGACAACUCCCAGAUGGAGCCGCGCCGCAAGUAUUGGGCAUUGUUCAUCCCAAUGAACUCCAAACAUUCGAUCCUCAAGCUGCCAUGGUCCAAGACCGUGAUCCAAAUUGGGCGUGGCCAAAUUGCAAACGUCGGCAACGAUGUCGUCUUAGAGGAGAAGCGCGUCUCGAACAGACACUGUCGGAUAUCCUUAGGUGUCAAGGAGCUCAAGGUAUCCCGCAUGGACAUGACGGAAGAGGACAUUCUCGAGGAGCUGCUCGGUCGCGAGGAGGCACCAGAUGUGUGGAUCGAGGACCUCAAGAGCAGUAACGGUACCUUUGUGAAUGGGAAACGUUUAAAUAAGCAGCGACAACUGCUGCAGAAUGGUGACGAGAUCUCUCUUGGGCAUCAAGGCACAGCCGAGUCGCACGACGUGCGGUACAUCUUCCGCUCGGUUGGCACGCGUAGUGGGGGAGGGACGACCCGGGAUGGGAAUGUCGGCGAGGUGUACCAACGAUACCAGAUCCUGGAAACACUCGGCAAAGGCACAUUCGCCGAGGUCAAGAAGGCGGUCGACAUCGAGAAUGGUGACAUGCGUGCCAUCAAGUUAAUCGUCAAGCACCGCUUCGACCAUGACCCCAAGACUCUGAAGCUCUUCGAACGGGAGAUCGACAUUUGCACCACCCUUGUUCAUGAGAAUAUCUGCCGUUUGCUCGAGUGGUUCGAGGACCCCCAGCACAUCACCCUGGUGCUAGAGUUCAUCGACGGCGGUGAUUUGCUCAACUACAUCAUGGAAUAUAACGAAGGAAACUCCCCAUUGCCCGAGGAAGAGGCCCAAGACUUCACCUUUCAGAUCUGCAGAGCCAUGGCCUUCUGCCACGAGAAGGGCGUGACGCACCGCGACCUCAAGCCCGAGAACAUCCUCGUAACCAAGGAGAGCGAGAGUCAAGGGCGGCUUAUCAAGAUUGCAGACUUUGGCCUGGCCAAGAUGAUCACGGUCGAAGACAAGACCAUGCUCAAGUCGCUCGUCGGCACGCCACAGUACUUGGCGCCCGAGGUCGUCAUGCAGACCAAGACGAGCCCGGGUUACGAGAAUGUCGUCGACUCGUGGUCAAUCGGAAUCAUCGUCUACAGUAUGCUCACAAAGAGCUUGCCGUUCGACGACAACAGCGAGUUGUCGUUGGAGCAACGCAUCAGAGCUCGCGCGACCAUCGACUUUGACCGCGUCGAGCUGGAACGGUACCAUGUUUCUGCAGCCGGCGUUGAUUUCAUCGAGCGUCUGCUCCAGCCAGACCCUACGAAGCGUAUGACGAUGGAGGAGGCCCUCAUGCACGAGUGGCUAUCCGGCCCAUCCUCGUUCCCGAGCGAGCCAUCCCAGUCCCAACCACUGUUCGGGGACUCCAUGUGGAAUAUUAAGGACUUCCGCUCGGAUGAGGCUGGUACAAGCGACGGCGGCGACCUCGACAUGAACGAUGACGCGACACGCUCCGACUGGACGCGCCCAGCUACCAUGAGUGCAACCAACUUUGGCAGUGCCAGCAUGGGAGCAAGCUUCGGCGGCGCCAGCGUAUCUAGCAACGACAGCUUCUCUCAACCCAUGGAGAACCUUAGACUUGGCACGGCCAAGAUCAACCAAUUAUCACCACCACGUGAGGAGGCGACAGCGUCACCACCGUUACGGCCCAACGGAACAGUUGAGAUGAGAGAAGCCACACCUACGCCUGGGAACGUGAUCGGCUCUUCACCCAAGCACGCUCCGAUGGACGUCGACUCCUCCGCAGUGACUGUGGGAGCGAAGCGCAAGAUGCCGUUCCUGGCCGACGCCUUCUCGUCCGGCGAGUUAUCUCCUCCACCACAACAACCAAAGCCGACCGCACACCCAAGGAAGCGGGCCACACCGCCAAAGAAGACAGCAGGGAAAAAGACUUCAUCACCAAAGAAGGUGGCGGCGUCCAAGAAGAGCCCAGUGAAGGCUGCCAACGGGCAAGCCGAUAGAGAGACCACACCGCGCGCGGAACAAGCGCCUGGACACGGCCGUGUAACCCGCGCCGCGACGGCGCGCUUAGCUGCCGAACAAAGGAGCCCAGCGAGCCGCACGCGGUCGCACGCCGUCCGAGACGGAGAGCUACGCGGGAGCAAGAGCCGGCGUGUGGGAUAG
Cutaneotrichosporon cavernicola is the source of this 2241-nucleotide messenger RNA. RefSeq lists its product as uncharacterized. Gene Ontology annotation, biological process: protein phosphorylation. Bases 1 to 2241 code for a protein of 746 amino acids. Gene Ontology annotation, molecular function: protein kinase activity; ATP binding; protein binding. The transcript has 7 exons. NCBI's taxonomy places the organism in Eukaryota, Fungi, Basidiomycota, Tremellomycetes, Trichosporonales, Trichosporonaceae. The record is from RefSeq and is a predicted model, not a curated record.